This is a messenger RNA of Chinchilla lanigera (long-tailed chinchilla), 939 nucleotides long. Its product is annotated as olfactory receptor 1J4-like. Gene Ontology annotation, molecular function: olfactory receptor activity; G protein-coupled receptor activity. The record is from RefSeq and is a predicted model, not a curated record. The transcript has a single exon. Gene Ontology annotation, biological process: G protein-coupled receptor signaling pathway. Bases 1 to 939 code for a protein of 312 amino acids. Lineage: Eukaryota; Metazoa; Chordata; Mammalia; Rodentia; Chinchillidae. Gene Ontology annotation, cellular component: membrane.
AUGAAAAGGGAGAACCAGAGCAGCGUGUCCGAGUUCCUCCUCCUGGGGCUCCCCAUCCGGCCAGACCAGCAGGCUGUGGUCUUCGCCCUCUUCCUGCUCAUGUACCUGACCACGGUGCUGGGGAACCUGCUCAUCAUCCUGCUCAUCAGGCUGGACCCUCGCCUCCACACCCCCAUGUACUUCUUCCUCAGCCACUUGGCCUUCUCUGACAUUUCCCUUUCCUCUAUCACAGUUCCAAAACUGCUGGUGAAUAUUCAGGCUCAGCAGCAAUCCAUCUCCUAUGAGGAGUGCAUUUCUCAGAUGUAUUUUUUUGUUCUUUUUGGCUGUCUUGACAAUUUCCUCCUUGCGGUGAUGGCCUAUGACAGGUAUGUGGCUAUCUGUCAUCCACUGCACUAUGUUACUGUCAUGCGAGAGAAGCUGUGUGCCUUGUUAGUAGCAGGGUCCUGGUUUUUCUGUUGUGUCCAUGCCCUGUUGCACACCCUCCUCUUGGUCCAACUGUCCUUCUGUGCUGAAAAUAUUAUCCCCAACUUCUUCUGUGACCUCACUGCUCUCCUGAAGCUGAGCUGCUCAGACAUCUCCCUCAAUGAGCUGGUCAUCUUCACCGAGGGAGGUAUGCUUUUCGUCUUUCCUUUAAGUAGUAUUCUGGGCUCUUAUAUCCGUAUAGGGACCACUGUCCUGAGGGUUCCCUCCACUAAGACAGUCUAUAAAACCUUUUCUACUUGUGGUUCCCAUCUGUUUGUGGUAUCGUUAUACUAUGGGACACUUGCAGGUGUUUACUUUUUCUCUUUCUCACAGAACUCCAGUGACAGGGACAUAAUUGCUUCUGUUAUUUAUACAGUAGUUACGCCCAUGCUAAAUCCCUUCAUCUAUAGCCUGAGGAACAAAGAUAUGAAACAGGCCCUAGAAAUGUUUGUUUACAAGGCCAAUUUCUAUAAGUGA